GUGUCGCGGCCGCCGCACCGUGAGGGAUCGGCGGGAGUUGCUGCGGCCUCCCUUGUCCCUCCCCGCCCCCGUCGAAUGCCACAGCCCGCGGGUUAUCGCGACAGCCCUCCGCCGCAUCGCAAUUAACUCCGGCGGAAAAGCCCCGCUGUGCUUCCGGCACUGUUCGGGGCGUGUCUGGCCGCGGCGCCACCCGCGUUCUAUGGUCCGCGGCGCUCCCAGGGUCCCCCGCGCCGCGGCCGGUACCCGGGAGGAGCGCGGCGGCGGGCGCUGGCCUGUCCGGGGCCUGUCUUGCCCCGGGGCUGCGCCUGCCCGCGGCCGCCAUGGAACUGGAGGUGCCUGAGGAAGCGGAGGGCUCGGCCGCGGCGGGUGCCGGUGCCAUCAGUCCGGAGGCCGGCGUGGGGGGACCGGACGCGUCAGGAGGUCUGGGCCCAAAGAAGACAGCCAUCACUGAGGGCCCCUCACUGCCAGGACAGCCAGGCCAAGGAAAGAAGAUUGGUCAUCGAAGUGUGGAUGCUUCUGGGGAAACCACCUACAAAAAGACCACCUCGUCCACUCUGAAGGGGGCCAUCCAGCUGGGGAUUGGGUAUACUGUAGGAAAUCUGAGCUCCAAGCCAGAGAGAGAUGUCCUGAUGCAGGACUUCUAUGUGGUGGAGAGCAUUUUUUUCCCAAGCGAAGGCAGUAACCUCACCCCGGCUCACCACUACGCCGACUUCAGGUUCAAGACCUAUGCCCCAGUGGCUUUCCGGUACUUCCGAGAGCUCUUUGGGAUUCGUCCAGAUGAUUAUUUGUAUUCAUUAUGUAACGAGCCUCUGAUCGAGCUGUCCAACCCCGGGGCCAGCGGCUCCCUCUUCUAUGUCACCAGCGACGAUGAAUUCAUCAUCAAAACUGUGAUGCACAAGGAAGCUGAAUUCCUGCAGAAGCUCCUUCCUGGAUACUACAUGAAUCUGAACCAGAACCCCCGGACACUGCUGCCCAAGUUUUAUGGACUGUACUGUGUGCAGUCCGGGGGCAAGAACAUCCGCGUGGUCGUGAUGAACAACAUCCUGCCUCGAGUGGUGAAAAUGCACCUGAAAUUCGACCUCAAAGGUUCAACCUACAAACGCCGGGCAUCCAAGAAGGAAAAAGAAAAGUCCAGCCCUACGUACAAGGAUCUGGACUUCAUCCAAGACAUGCCUGAGGGCCUGAUGUUGGAUGCAGACACCUUCAGUGCUUUGGUGAAGACGUUGCAGCGAGACUGUCUGGUAUUGGAAAGCUUUAAAAUCAUGGACUACAGCCUUCUGCUUGGGGUUCAUAACAUAGACCAGCACGAGCGGGAGCAGCUGUCGGAGGGAGCCCACAGCACGUCGGAUGAGAAGCGUCCUGUGGGGCAGAAGGCCCUGUACUCCACAGCCAUGGAGUCCAUCCAGGGAGGGGCUGUCCGGGGGGAGGCCAUCGACACGGACGACACGAUGGGAGGGAUCCCAGCAGUGAAUGGCAAAGGAGAGCGUCUCCUGCUGCACGUAGGAAUCAUAGAUAUCCUGCAGUCAUACAGGUUCAUCAAGAAGUUAGAGCACACCUGGAAGGCCCUUGUCCAUGAUGGGGACACAGUGUCAGUACACAGACCCAGCUUUUAUGCAGAGAGGUUCUUCAAAUUCAUGACCAACACGGUGUUUCGAAAGAAUUCCUCUCUGAAGUCGUCCCCCUCCAAGAAAGGGCGCAGUGCCUUGCUGGCCGUGAAGACGGCGGGUCCCACGGCGGCGUUCUCGGCCAGCCAGCUGGCCUCUGACAAGGACGACACCCAGUACGACCUGCGGGCGGCCAGGAGCUACCCCACGCUCGACGAUGAAGGUGCUAAACCUAACCAGGACAGGGAAGAAGGCAGGCCAGACCUGCUCCCUUGCACUCCUCCUUCCUUUGAAGAAGCUACCACGGCCUCCAUAGCCACGACACUGUCGUCAACAUCUCUCUCUGUUCCCGAGCGAUCCCCCUCGGAGUCCUCUGAGCAGCCCAGGUACAGGAGGCGUACACACUCCUCAGGGCAGGAUGGCAGGUCACACGAGGAGGUGCGGGUCCAGGAGGAGGUUCAGCAAAUCAGUGUCGAGCUGGAGCCCAAGUGUGACGUUGAGAUUGUAGCUCCUGAAGAAGAAGUCAAAGAAGAGGCAGCUUCUUCAGCCUGUGCCAUUGUCACAUCCACAGCCACCGUAGAGGUGGAGACGGCCAGCCAGGCCUCGGAGCCAGCCAGCCAGGCCUCGGAUGAAGACGACGUGCCAGUCACAGACAUCUACUUUCCGACAGACGAGAGGAGUUGGGUUUACUCCCCGCUCCACUAUAGCACUCAGCUCCACUCUGUCUCCGAUGAGGAGAGCGAUACAUAAUCUCUAUGCAGACACAGAAGUCCCAGAGAGCAGCGAUUCCCUCUGCAGGUCGAUGUGUUCCCUUUUCGUUGAUGCAGCCAUUCCAGUGGAUGGGGAAGAGCUUGCUGACACCAGUAUUGCUGCACUGCAGGAUCCCGGGCACUGCGUUUCAGAAUGGAGCAAAACUAUAACCAUGUAUUUCUACUCACCCCAGACGUGGGCAGCAAAGAAACCACCCGCUCACCCGCAGCUCCCAGCAGAGAAUUCUAGCUGGGUGUAGAGAAUCCUGGGUAGUAACACAGUGUUUUCCAGAUGUGCACUACCAUAGCUACCUAUCCAUGUGUGAUACUGUGAACCUUUUUAAUUUUUUAAUCAUGUAUUUAUUUCUUUUAUCUUUGCACAGAGACAGCACACAUGUGCUUUUUUAAA
This is a messenger RNA of Onychostruthus taczanowskii (white-rumped snowfinch), 2762 nucleotides long. It is a transcript of the gene PIP5K1C, whose product is annotated as phosphatidylinositol-4-phosphate 5-kinase type 1 gamma. The transcript has 19 exons. The record is from RefSeq and is a predicted model, not a curated record. Gene Ontology annotation, biological process: phosphatidylinositol metabolic process. Gene Ontology annotation, molecular function: phosphatidylinositol kinase activity. The coding region runs from base 321 to 2354 and encodes 677 amino acids. Lineage: Eukaryota; Metazoa; Chordata; Aves; Passeriformes; Passeridae.